Molecule: messenger RNA, 2914 nt
Organism: Liolophura sinensis
Lineage: Eukaryota; Metazoa; Mollusca; Polyplacophora; Chitonida; Chitonidae
Product: coiled-coil domain-containing protein 93-like
Exons: 23
Coding region: 33-1919 (628 amino acids)
Biological process (GO): Golgi to plasma membrane transport
Source: RefSeq, a predicted model, not a curated record
CCGUGUCACAUGACCAGGUUUCAGAAUCAAAAAUGGCGACGAGUGGGAGUGUUUUUGCCGGAAGACCUCGAAGUGGUUCAAAAUUAUCGUCUGCUCAGUAUGAUGCAGAUGGAAAUGAAAUUGAGUAUGAUGUGCGAGAAGAUGAGGAACAGAAUGUCAAAUUACAGCAAACAAUUGACUUGUUGUUGGCAGCAGGAUAUUUCAGAGCUCGCAUCAAGGGGUUAUCUCCCUUUGACAAGGUGGUGGGUGGGAUGACAUGGUGCCUGGUGACCUGUAACUUUGAUGUUGAUGUGGACCUUCUCUUCCAAGAAAACUCCACCAUUGGUCAGAAGAUAGCUCUAACGGAGAAAAUCGUAGAAGUUUUGCCCAAGAUGAAAUGCCCUCACCGUAUAGAGCCUCAUCAGAUCCAGGGACUGGACUUCAUUCAUAUCUUCCCUGUGGUGCAGUGGCUGGUAAAGAGAGCUAUAGAGACUCGUGAAGAGAUGGGGGAUUACAUCAGGGUGUUUUCUGUGUCACAGUUCAACAAGAGUCACAGCACACCUGAGGAUGAAGAAUUCAAGAAUACAAAAGACAAAGCUGUCAGCUCUGUGAAGGUGGUUAAGGACGCCUACAAACCACAGAGGAGAUAUCGCCGCCAUGACGAUGGGAAAAUUCGAGACGAAGAAUCUCGUGUCCACUCAACACUUUUGGAAUAUGGGCGCCGCUAUGGUUACAGCAAGGAAAAAGCUGACAAGGAAGAUGAAAAGGCUGCUAAGAAAAGAGCUGUGGCUGCGGGGCUCCAGAAGGGCGAGUCUGAUGUUGACCUUGAGGCUGAGGAAGAGCGACGUAUUAAUGCCCUGAUGAGCGGAAUGUCAGCGAUGGGACUCCAAGAGGCUCGCCUAACGGCUAGUGCUGUGGGCUCUAUUGUGGGCAUGCAGUCUGAAGAGAUCCGGCAGAUUGCCUCAGAGUAUGAAGACAAGCAUGCAGAGAUAGAGCAGAUGGAUAGAGGAGAGAAGGUGGGGGGAGUCCAACAUCACAAACGGGUCACGGCCUCACUUCAGAAACAAAUACAACAACAACAGACCAAGCGGGACGAGGUGUCAGCCAAGCACGAAGAACUACACAAGGCCUACCUGGAGACUCAGGCUAAACUGGCGGAGACCAGAGCUAGGGAGGGUCAGAUUGCAGAAGAGCUGGAGAAGUUAAAUGAGAUGGAGACUGAAGAGAAUCAGGAAGUACUGCAGUCACUUCGCUCACUGGUGGCCCUGAAUGAAAACCUGAAACGACAGGAGAAAGAGUUUAAGGCACAUUGUAAGGAGGAAAUGGUACGGCUGAAGGGUAAUAUUGACAGACUAAAGUCAGAAGAGUCUGGUAUUCUGUCAGAGGAUCAGGAAAGAGCAAAAAUGAUAGAGAAACAAUUUGAAGCAGACAAAGAAAAACUGCACAAGAUCAAACUUCUACUGGCGAGGAAGAACAGAGAAAUUGCAGGACUUCAGAGAAAGAUUGACGAAGUGCCAUCACGUGCAGAGCUCAGUCAGUACCAAAGAAGAUUUGUGGAGCUGUACAACCAAGUGGCAGCUACUCACAAAGAGACCAAGCAGUUCUACACCCUCUACAACACUUUGGAUGACAAGAAACUCUACCUGAACAAAGAGGUGAAUCUACUGAACUCCAUUUACGACAACUUCACGCAGGCAAUGUCAUCAGCGGCUAAUAAAGAACAGUUCCUUAAACAAUUUGAGCAGAUUGUUGAGGGCGUCAAGCAGAACAGAGCUAAGGUUGAGAAGAAGAAACAGGAAGAGAAGAUGAAGAGAGAUGGAUUUAACGACCAGUACCUGGACCUGAUUGAGAAACAAAGGCUUUACUUCAAAACUGUCAAGGAUUUCAAAGAGGAGUGUCGAAAGAAUGAAAUCCUGCUGUCUAAACUCAGAAAGUCGUAAUCAGUCCUGAGAGAGUUGGAGUUUUAGAUGGGUGUUUGGAGGAGAAUGAAGGGUGAUGCAGUGAUAGGGCUUACAGAUAUGCUGUCUAAAUGUUUUAGUCAUCAAACUGAAAUCAAGUUUAUCUACAAUUUGGUCAAAAAGGAGAAUUUUUAUUAACUGUGAAAUGAGGAAUCAAUGUGGUGAUAUAAAAGGCUUAAUUUUUGAGACAUGGCCUGUGAUAAGUGCUCAUGUACUGUAGAUAUCUUGUAUAACUGGUCAUAAAAGUGCUGUUCAUCAAACAGUAAUUGUUGUUCAUAAUAUAUGGUCAUGCAUGAACAUACAGAGUAGAGCUUCUAAUAUAUGUAUAUGUAUGUAUGUAAGCUUGGGGCUUUACGUCGUACUUAACAAUUUUUCAGUCAUAUAACGAGGAUUCGUUAGGUAUGUAUUGUCUUGUGAGUCCAUGCCGCCAAAGUGCUGCUGCCACAAAAGUACCGUGCUGAAGAGACCAGACACGACACCCCACCCAAUCAGAUCAUAAAGAUGUCCCCACCCAGUCACAUUAUACUGACACCUGGCCAACCAGUCCUGUUUCCAUGCUCUUAACCUCUCAGUGCUGAGCGCCUAGUCUGUGGUAUGACUUCACUCGCUUUGAUCCCAGGUUUCCUCGAGUCUAAGGCUGACGUUCUACCAUGUAUUGCUGCUUAAAGGAUGGAACUAUUUCUUCAUUUGUGUCAGUGUACAUGAAGGUCAUGGCCUAUCAUCAGUGUGGUCAGGUUCACAGAUUCAGAAUCUUUCCCAUAAUAAAGAGGCGUUCUAAUGAACUACAUUUCUUUUAAAAUUUGGGACACCUGGCUUGCUCAUUUUAGCCAGUAUAUAUGUAAUUCUAGCAGGAAUAUUGAGUUUUCUUUCUUCUCACGUGGAUGGACCAUCUAAUGAACAACAUGCUCAUAUCUUAACUAUUCCAAAAGGCUGGUAAAGAAAUGUAAUAUUCCAUUUUCAACGCUACUAAUAUCUGU